AGUGUAGCACCCCAAACACUAUAUAUAUAUGGACCGUAAUGCCAAAUUCUUAAACACACUUCUUCGGUUGUAGAUCCAGAAUGGCAUAUUUCUUCCGACCUAGAAAUACUACUGAUCCAGCCGGCGACAUAGAAGCAGGAGUUGACUUGGGGCCGGUUGAACCUGAACGGCGCCGCAACAUGGGCUGGGCAAAAUUUGUCCUUCCUUCUUGCUUAACAGCAGCUAUUGAUGUAACACUUGUCUACGUUCAAGUUCACUCAAAAUUUCCCACAGGUUUCCAUUUUCUGAAUAUGGCUAUAUUACUUGCAUUUGCUUCUUUCUUCGUUGCUUGGUUCAUUAAUCCCAAGUACAUGGGAACAAUUAAAGUUGUUGUCAACUGUGGCGUAUUCUUCACAUGUACUGCUUUUUUUAUUGGGGUUACCAUUCCAGUUCCAUUAUCUUUCAAAAUUAUUGGAUGGCUCAUUUAUGCCAUAUCGCUCAUUGCAAUUUUGUUCAGCUUCAAAAUGGAAUUAAAAGGGUAUUAUAUCAUCAAACCUCCAAAUACUAGAGGAGAAAACCUUCCUACCUCUGUCGUUUGUAUUCAAAAUUCACCUCAAUUCAUCUCAUCUCAUCAUUACAAUUUUCUCAAAUUUCUACACAAACCAUCUCAACCCAUUUUUACUAUUCACAAACCAUCUCAAACCAUCUCAACUCAUCUAUGAAUCCAAAUACCCAUAACCUCUACCUCUUCCAUCGAAGCCCCAUCCCCAGAAAUUCAAUACCCAAUGGGUUCGAAUCCGUCGAAAAUGCAGGAACCGAGCAUCUACACCAACAAGCUUAACUACAAAAUCAAGUUCCUCUUCGGCUACAAUGAUCAGAAGCUCUGGGUUCUUUGGCAUGUACGAGUAAAAGGUUGGAUGUAUCGUCAUGGUUUGAUGAAUUUAUUGCUGAUGCUGAAAUUCUCCUGCGCGACUCGGUUAGUUGCUGCUCUAUCUAGAGAUCUCUUGGUGGAUUUUAUCCCCUUUCUGCUGAGGAUUGCUGAUUCUUUAGCAUCUCCCCUACAAGGUGGUGCUGAUAGGGAGCCAGAGAUUAUCGAACAGAUAUUUAUAUCGUGGUCAUAUAUUAUGAUGUAUUUGCAGAAGUAUUUGAUACGAGACCUUGUUUAUCUGCUCAAGGUGACGGUAAAACUAAGAUUUUAUCCCAAGGAUUAUGUUCAAGAAUUUAUGGCAGAGGCAUUAUCAUUCUUGCUUAGGAAUGCGCCAGAUGAGCAGUUGCAGUAUGCUAUGAUCUUGCCUUAUUAUUUAUUUUUGUCUUCAGGGAAUCGAUUCCUUGGUUUUACUGACAUGGAUAUAAAGGAACCUUUUUUUCCUUUUAUGUUUGAAUUAUUGCUCAACUGAUUUCUGCUGUCAUUAUUGUUAUUUUGUUGUAUCCUUGCGAGUUUCUUGUUUGGGAACUAGGGAACUUUUUAAUGUGGUCUCCAGUAAGGACUUGUGUGAAUAACUUUUGUUUUUGAUAAGUGGGACUUGUGUGAAUAACUAAAUUAUUGAAAAUAUAUGUUUGUAAAUGGCAUGGUGUUGGUAGCAAUAUUAUUGUGAGGGAAAAGCUUAUAAUAACCUUUUGUUUAUGGUUCAAGGAUUUCUGAUGAUUCUCGUCUGAGGUAACCACGUUGCCGUACCUUUUUCCCAUGCAAAUAUAGCAUACAAUGGUCUUCAAAUUCAGUUUUGGUAUCAAAGCAUUUGUCUUUUUCAAUAGGGUGAUAAGUCAAUUUGUUCAUAGAAGCCAAGUUUGUUUUUGAAAUAAAGAUUUUUUUUGUUGGAGACCCACGGUCAUGGUCGUUGGUCUUCUCUAUGUAGAUACCCACUACCAUGGGUUUGUGACUAUGAAGAAGAAAAAAGAUGAAGAGAAAGGGGAAGGGGAAAUGGAAGCGGAGAAGGGGUAGUAGAAAGGAAAGAAGAAGAGGAAGAAAUUGAAGAGGAAGUGGAGAAGGAGAAAGAAAGAAGGUGGCUGCUGAUUGGUGUGUGGUUGUUAGGGUUUUUUUGGUUUUUAUGUGUUGGGCGGGCGGGCGGGCGGGAUACCUGCUCGCAACCCACCUGUAUGUUAGAAUUAAGUCUUAACCUUGUCCACCCUUGUCCUCGGGGCGGGUUGGUUGCCUGCUCUUAGAUGUGCCAGGCAGGCCAGGCUGCCCUGCACCCGUUAGAUCUUGUGUGUCUGGGAGGACUCAAGAAAUAUGGAGGAACCUUUGUAAGAACAGUUCGAAUCGGCAGAUUUAUGUUAUUCUAUGGAAAAUAUAGGGAACUAGAGGUACCUUUGUGUUGUGAGCCUCUUGCUAGGUAUAUCCUUUGGAGAGUGGGAGGUCCUUUGAUGGGGUAUGGAGAGAAAUAAAAACUUUAUGUCAUGCUGUUGGGGUUUCAUGUGAAGGGUGAGGAGGAGCUCAUGGAAUUGCUUGUUGAUGUCUCGACUCGUCAAAGAGAGUUAAAGAGGAAAUUGGUCAAAUGUCCGGGGGAGAGGGACAUAAGAAUUUUCAAGUUAUUAUCAAAGUAUAUAAAGGACCCAU
Juglans regia (Persian walnut) is the source of this 2533-nucleotide messenger RNA. Its product is annotated as U3 small nucleolar RNA-associated protein 20-like. The record is from RefSeq and is a predicted model, not a curated record. The coding region runs from base 765 to 1376 and encodes 203 amino acids. NCBI's taxonomy places the organism in Eukaryota, Viridiplantae, Streptophyta, Magnoliopsida, Fagales, Juglandaceae. The transcript has 6 exons. Gene Ontology annotation, cellular component: nucleolus; small-subunit processome; 90S preribosome.